Molecule: messenger RNA, 1720 nt
Organism: Drosophila obscura
Lineage: Eukaryota; Metazoa; Arthropoda; Insecta; Diptera; Drosophilidae
Gene: Gr32a
Product: gustatory and pheromone receptor 32a
Exons: 4
Coding region: 245-1678 (477 amino acids)
Biological process (GO): sensory perception of taste
Cellular component (GO): dendrite; axon; membrane
Source: RefSeq, a predicted model, not a curated record
UAUUCUGAAAAUCCCCCUAUUUGAUUUCACAACAUAAUUUGCUGGGGAAUACCCGAUGAACAAUCAAUAAUGCAAAAGCAUUAUCUAUUAUUCGCUGAUGGAUUAAUUGAUUUUGUCGGCAAUAUUCAAUAUAUUGCACAAUGGAAAGCAAUUACUCUAAUGGCCGCCGAUGAUAACUAGGUCCCUGAGCACGGGUCAUUGGCAGAAUCAGAUAAGUGUGUGACCCCGACUGGGGGCAUGUGGCAUGUGGAAUCCAGUUAGCCAUAUCCUCCGGCCAGGUCGUGUCAGUGCCUUGUUGGCAAUGUCACCGAACACUUGGGUAAUUGAAAUGCCGACACAGAAAGCGCGCUUGCAUCCGUAUCCGCGUCGGGUAUCCCCGUACCGGACACCAUCAGUGAAUCGGAAUGCCUUCAGCCAUGAGGCGCCACCACCAGCACCGUCGCCACCUCCAAAGACUCUGGUGCAUCCUGUGUUUGAGGACAUUCGAACGAUACUGUCCGUGCUGAAGGCCAGCGGGCUAAUGCCCAUCUACGAGCAGGUCUCCAGCUACGAGGUGGGGCCACCCACCAAGACCAACGAGUUCUACUCGUUCUUUGUGCGAGGCGUGGUCCACGCCCUGACCGUCUUCAACAUUUACAGCCUGUUCACGCCCAGCUCGGCGCAGCUUUUCUACUCGUACCGCGAGACGGAUAAUGUAAAUCAGUGGAUCGAGCUGCUGCUCUGCAUCCUCACCUACACGCUGACCGUUUUCGUGUGUGCGCGCAACACCAAGAACGUCCUACGGAUCAUGAACGAGAUCCUGCAGCUGGACGAGGAAGUGCGCCGUCAGUUUGGGGCCAAUUUGAGCCAGAACUUUGGCUUUUCGGUUAAAUAUCUGGUGGGUAUUACCGCCUGUCAGACAUACAUCAUUGUGCUGAAGAUCUACGCGGUGCAGGGCGUGAUCACGCCCACAUCCUACGUACUGCUGGCCUUCUAUGCCGUGCAGAAUGGUCUGACAGCCACGUACAUUGUGUUUGCCUCCGCUCUGCUGCGCAUCGUGUAUAUUCGUUUCCACUUCAUCAAUAAGCUACUCAAUGGGUACACGUAUGUCCAGCAGCAGCGGCGGAAGGGCGGCAAUCGACGACAGGCGGCAGGGCCAUCGCUCAUGGAGCACUUUCCCGAGGACUCGCUGUUCAUCUAUCGCAUGCACAACAAAUUGCUGCGCAUCUACAAGGGCAUCAACGAUUGCUGCAACCUGAUACUGGUCUCCUUUCUGGGCUACUCCUUCUACACGGUCACCACGAACUGCUACAAUCUCUUCGUACAGAUCACCGCCAAGGGAAUGGUCUCAUCGAAUAUUCUACAAUGGUGUUUCGCCUGGCUGUGCAUGCAUGUCUCCCUGCUGGCCCUGUUGUCGCGCAGUUGUGGUCUAACCACCAGAGAGGCCAAUGCCACAUCCCAAAUACUGGCUAGAGUCUAUGCCAAGAGCAAGGAGUAUCAGAAUAUUAUUGAUAAAUUUCUAACCAAAAGCAUCAAACAGGAAGUACAAUUCACGGCCUAUGGUUUCUUUGCCAUCGACAAUUCCACGCUCUUCAAGAUAUUUUCAGCUGUGACCACUUAUUUGGUAAUUUUGAUACAAUUCAAACAGCUGGAGGACUCCAAAGUGGAGGACACCGUACAGGAACAGCCACAGACUUGAAUAUAAAUUAUAUUUUGUCACUCUCAAAUGUACUUUCUAUAC